UGCACUUUAUUGCGAAGUGUUACUUCCAACUUCGACCCGAAUACUAAUGCUCAAUUUCAGGUCAAAUCUAGACGCUAUCUUUACGAUCACACCGAUGAGGGAUAUAACCUUAUUCCGUGGCGAAACAAUGCAUGGGUAGAAAUUGCUGAAACGCUUGAUUCUACUGAGCACGUGAAAACGCGAUGGAAAACCCUUCGAGAUCGUUUCAAAAAAGAAGAAAAGAAGGAGAAAAUGACUGGGAAACCAGCCACAUGGGUGUUUCAGAAACCCCUACGGUUUAUACAAACAGUACCCAAAGAGCGACCGUAA
Molecule: messenger RNA, 309 nt
Organism: Haemonchus placei
Lineage: Eukaryota; Metazoa; Nematoda; Chromadorea; Rhabditida; Trichostrongylidae
Source: the annotation of a GenBank genome assembly